AUGAUUAUAAAUGUUGUUGGGAAUUCACAAACGUUGGAUGAAUCUAUGUAUGAAGUACAAUUAUUAGAAACAUUUGCAAUUCCUACCUCUCUUACUAGAUCCUCACAUGUCUCGAGUUUAAGUAAAACUUCAAACUGA
Molecule: messenger RNA, 138 nt
Organism: Cetraspora pellucida
Lineage: Eukaryota; Fungi; Glomeromycota; Glomeromycetes; Diversisporales; Gigasporaceae
Source: the annotation of a GenBank genome assembly